Molecule: messenger RNA, 11495 nt
Organism: Acipenser ruthenus (sterlet)
Lineage: Eukaryota; Metazoa; Chordata; Actinopteri; Acipenseriformes; Acipenseridae
Gene: srcin1a
Product: SRC kinase signaling inhibitor 1a
Biological process (GO): regulation of dendritic spine morphogenesis
Cellular component (GO): postsynaptic density; cytoplasm; actin cytoskeleton
Source: RefSeq, a predicted model, not a curated record
UCUAUCAUGAGCAUUUUUUUCCCCAUUCAUUCUUAGCUGUGCAGAGCAUCCCUCCUGCACACACACACACACACAGACACACACACACACACACACACACAGACACAGUUAUCCACAGACACGCUACAGCUACAAUACUGAAACGUUUUCGGGUCUCAAUGCGAGGAGUCUGGAGCUGAGACUUGUACGGAAGGAAGGAAGGAAGAAGGAAGGGAAGAAGAAGAAGAAGAAGAAGAAGAAGAAGAAGAAGAAGAAGAAGAAGAAGAAGAAGAAAAAGGGAGGAAUAAACUCACAGCAAAGACAAGUGGGUCCAGGUUCACAAUGGGCAAUGCACCUUCACAAGGCAUGUCUUCUAUCUCCAUGCAUACUUAAGUAGCAGGCCCGCAGACUGCCCAGGCUAACGAUGGGGGCCCCAAUCAGUGUUUCUGUGGACUGCCUGAUUACACAGCGUGUAUAGACCCUGAGCGUCACGGCGCACACAUGAUCUCGACGGAUGACGCCGAGUAUCCGCGGGAGUUCCGGACGCUGGGGAAUGGGGGGGGCGGGCGGCGCUUCUCCAACGUGGGGCUGGUGCACACGUCCGAGCGACGGCACACGGUCAUCGCGGCCCAGAGCCUGGAGGCGCUCAGCGGCCUGCCCAAGAGAGACGCAUUCCUCGAUCACCUGAAGAACAAGUACCCCCCUCACCACUCCCCCCACCACUCCUUGCCCUCCCUCCCGCACCAGGGCUCGCCGCAGCACACACAGCACUCGCCAGCAGGGGGCAUGAGGGGCCAGCAGGACAGGGUGCGAGAGCAGCAGCAGCCCAACUACUGGAGUUUUAAGGCCCGCAGCCCCAGGCACUCCCAGAGCACACAGUCUGGGCUGGCGGACCAGGCCAGUAAGCUCUCCUUCGCCUCAGCUGAAUCCCUGGAGACCAUGUCUGAGGCCGACAUUCCCAUCGGAUUCAACCGAAUGAACCGGCUCCGACAGAGCCUGCCGCUCUCCCGAUCCACUAGCCAGACCAAGCUGAGGAGCCCGGGUGUGCUGUUCCUGCAGUUCGGGGAUGAGACGAGGCGUGUGCACAUCACCCACGAGCUGAGCAGUGCGGACACGCUCCACGCCCUCAUCGUCCACAUGUUCCCGCAGAAGCUGACCACGGGCAUGUUGAAGAGCGCCAACACGGCCAUACUGAUCAAGGACGAGGCGCGCAACGUCUUCUACGAGCUGGAGGAUGUGCGCGACAUCCAGGACCGCAGUGUCAUCAAGAUCUUCCGCAAGGAGCCGCUGUACGCCUCGUACCCGGGCUCGCACCUCGCCAACGGGGACCUGCGGAGAGAGAUGGUGUACACCUCCCGUGACUCCUCCCCAACCCGACGCCUCAACAGCCUCUCCCCCUCCCCUCACCUCUCCCCCUCCCCUCACCUUUCCUCCUCCCCUCCCACCUCCUCCUCCCCGUCCCGCUCCCGUCUCUCCUACACCGGUGGCGGCAGCGGCAGCAGCAGGCCACCCUCCUAUGCCGGACCCUCCCACUCCGGGCACCCGCAUCACCACCACCCCUCCUCCUCAGGCCAGGGCCCCCCCCCCGCAGGCAUCUCCCCCUCCCCCAGCGCCAUCCUGGAGCGCCGGGACGUGAAGCCGGACGAGGAGCUGUCGGGUCGGGGGGUGCUGCUGAAGAGUGAGGGUCUGUACGCAGACCCCUACGGGCAGGUGCAUGAGGGCCGGCUCAGCAUCGCCUCCACGCAGUCCCUGGCUGCCAUGGGAGACCCCUUCACCUACCCUGUCUCCAGCGGGCUGUACAGGAGGGGCUCGGUGCGCUCCCUCAGCACCUACUCCGCCGCUGCCCUGCAGGGAGAGCUGGAGGACACCCUGUACAAGCCGGGGGGGCCCCUGUACCCCGAUACCUAUGCCCCCACUUCCUCCAUCGGGAUGGGGUUCCGUGUGCCCCACUCCUCCUCCUCGCCCCAGAAGAUACCGGACGGGGUGCAGCUGAGGGACAGGGGGGACCCCUCCUCCUCCCCUUACUCUGGGUCCCCCAGCCGUGCCUCCCCGGUCCGCCAGUCUUUCAGGAAGGACUCAGCCUCGUCGUCCGUGUUCGCGGAGAGCCCCAAGUCCCGCAGCGGCAGCGCCUCGGAUCCCCCUGCUCUGUCAGGGGGAGGGGGCGCGGAGGUGGGGAGGCUCAGCUCUUCGGGGUACGGGUCCCCCCUGCCUGCCAACGGGACUGAGACAAGAGAGAGGAUGGAAGCGAUGGAGAAGCAGAUAGCCAGCCUGACCGGCCUGGUGCAGAGCGUGCUGACCCGGGGCCCGGACAGCGACUCCAAUGAGAAGACGGAUUCCACCAGCGAGGGGUCGGGGACUGGCACUGCAAAGUUGAAAAAGACAGCUCUCACCCCCUCCUCCUGCAGCGCCAUGGCGACGCCUACCCCCCCGGCCCCGCCUCCCCCCCCUUCCGCAGCUCCGCCGCAGCCCAACUCAGUCACGCGCCUGCAGAUGCAGCUGCACCUGCACGGCCUGCAGCAGAACGCCAGCGACCUGCGAGACCAGCUCAGCCAUCUGCGAAAGAUGCAGCUCCAGAACCAGGACUCCGUGCGGACCAUGCUGAAGCGCACGGAGACGGAGAUCAGCGUGCGCGUGACGGACGCCCUGCGCAAGCAGGAGGAUCCACUGCAGAGACAGCGCACCCUGGUGGAGGAGGAGAGACUCAAGUAUCUCAACGAGGAGGAGCUGAUUAUACAGCAGCUGCAUGACCUGGAAAAGUCAGUGGAUGAGAUCCAGAAGGACUCCUCAGUGAAUCACAGGCUGGUCACCGUGCAGGAGCUGGAGGAGAAAGCGCUGGUGCUGCGCAAACUGGGAGAGACGUUAACGGAGCUCAAGAGUCAGUUCCCCAGCCUGCAGAGUAAGAUGCGUGUGGUGCUGAGGGUGGAGGUGGAGGCAGUGAAGUUCCUGAAGGAGGAGCCUCAGAGACUGGAUGCCCUACUGAAGCGCUGCAAGAGCGUCACAGACUCACUGACCAACCUGCGAAGGCAGGUUAACGAGGGAAUCUGGAAAAGCCACGAAGACCUGGCUAAUCAAUCCCCGAAACUCAUGGACGAUUUCGGCAAGAACUCGGACUUCCACAUUCCCACCAGCCCACCCCUGAACUUUCAUGAGCUGGGAGGAGUGGGAGGAGGGGGCGUGUCGAGUCUCUCCUCCUGGCAAUCCCACAGUGCCUCGGGGCUGGGCUCCCAGAAUUCCCCUGCCCACUCGCAGAGCUCUCAGACCGUACCAGUCAAGAGCAGAGUGCUGGAUGAGCUGGGGGGCCGGAGGACAGUGGACAAGUCUGUCUCUGUGGAGGCUGCGGAGAGGGACUGGGAGGAGAAGCGUGCCAGUCUGACCCAGUACAGCACUCAGGAUAUCAACCGACUGCUGGAGGAGACGCAGGCUGAGCUCAUGAAGGCCAUUCCUGACCUCGACUUUGUUGCCAAGCAACAGAAGCUGUCCGGGGGGGUGUCCGGGGGUCAGGGGAGCCAGGGGGGGCCAGUUCCUGUGGUGACGGCUCAGAGCGCCAGCGGCAAUGCCAGCCCCACCCCCGAACACCGGCCUGGCAAACCACAACACCCUGCCCAGAAACUCAACACAAAAACAGAACACAGUGUGCGCAGGGGAUCAGAUGAGCUCACGGUUCCUCGCUAUCGCACAGAGAAGCCCUCCAAGUCUCCGCCCCCCCCACCCCCCCGUCGUAGCUUUCCCUCCUCCCACGGGCUCACCACCACGCGUAGCGGCGAUGUCAUCGUCACCAGCAAGAGCAUAAAGAAGUCGGACUCGGAGGAGACAGAGUCGUUGCCGAAGCCCCAGGUGAAGCUGCGGAGGAGCGUGUCCGAGGCGCCCCGGCCAGCCUCCACCCCCCCCAUCAUCGCAUCGGGGGUGAGAGACGAGGACGAUGAGGACAGGAUCAUCGCGGAGCUCGAGACCAGCAGUGGGUCCCCCUCCACCACUAGGGGGCUCCACUCAGCAGCCUCCAGACUGAAGCACAUUCAGCAGAGCAGCCCUGAGAAGAGUAAGCAGAGCAGGACUCGAGAGGAGUGCGGGAGACUGCAGGGCCAGCAGCAGGCCCUUGGAUUCAGCAAAGCGUCCGCGGAGCCUCAGCAGCCCCCGUCUGCCAAGUCCGUGAGUUUCUGCGACGGCAGUGGCGUGUUCGCGCCAGGGUUGAAGAAAUACCCCCAGGACCGCAGCUCCUCCUCUUCUCUCCCCUCCUCCCGUCACCCCCCCUCCUCGAGCCAGGCCAGGGCUCUGCUCUCCAGCCUCUCUGCUGAAGCACUGCUCUCCUCCAGCUUCAGACAGCGGCUGGUAAAGGAGCCCCAUGCCUCCCCCCCCUCCUCCUCCCCCCGUGCUUCCCUCUCCCCCACCCCGCUCCCCCUGCCCAACGGUCGGCCAGCAGCCUCCUCUCCCCCCGCUGCCCCUCCCCCGACGGGACCCCUCUCCUCCCUCUCCCUCUCGCUGUCCUCGCUCGGACUCAAGUACCCUGCACUCAACAGCUUCAAGGAGAGGGGGGCCAGCAAGGCCCUGCCCAAGCCGGUCAGCCACGGAGCCACGCAUUGACACGGCCACGCGACAAACACAAGCGAGAGAGGGAAAUACAAACAACCACGGAGCCACGCAGUGACACGGCCACGCAAGGAAACAACCACAGAAAAAAAUGAAGAGGCAAUAACAAUUCGACAAACUGCCCAGCAAGUGAGAAAGCGAGCAAACCAGACUCCGCAGAUCUGAGGGACGCUUUCCUUAACCCAGCAGUAGAAGCAGCAGCUAUUCUGAAGACACGUAUGCAAUGUGCUGUACUGGUUACCGGACUGCUAGAUUGUUAUCCAGUAUACACAAAGGUUCAAUGAUUUAUAGAAUAUUGUAUAUGGUUCAAGUCAUUCUGACCUUUGGUAAAAAAAAAACCAAAACAGCUUUUAUCUUACACUGCAACACAUUUUUUGUUAUAAGAAUCAUUUAAAAAGAACAGCUAACCCUGACGCCAUUUCCACCUCACUUUGCGCUUUGCAAUAUCGUCCACUAGAGAGCAGUAUAGAGCCAAACGUAAAAGUAAGAAGUGAAAUCCUAGCGGUGUAUUUUUUAUUUAUUAUUUAAGGUGGCAUCACAACUUUAACAAAAAUAACCCAAAUGUAAUUAAGAAUUUAAUUUAAGAUUUUUUUUUUUUUUUGUUAAAAUUCUGAUGCCGCCUUUGAAUACAAACAUCAAUCUCUCUUUUCUACUUUCACCUGAAGAAGAGACCUUUGAGGUCUUGAAAGCAUUGUGAUUAAUUAUUGUUCAGUUCGUCCAGUAAAAUGUGUCUAAACGUAUGUGCAACGUAAGUCUUUCUGGAGAGACUUUCUUACCGGCAAUAUAAUUUGUACUGGUAAUAAGAAAUCCCCAAAAGACCGCAGCCGGUGGCUUAUACACUGUUACGUGUAUAAUAAUAUGAGGAGAUCGAGAACCGGGGGCGUGAACUUGGGCACACACUGAAUCGCCCAGGUGAUUCCUAGCAGGUCAACAAAAUCCAAUCAACGUCGAUGUUAAAUCUCUGGAAUCGUAUCACACCUCGGAGAAGGACAGGUCAGUUAUUGAUGUGUAUUAUUAUUAUUGUUGUCGUGUGCAGCGUUUGUUAGUAGAAGUUGAAUUGAAGUAGACUGGUAUAUUUUUGUCUAAAAACACGCUUGCUAUCAAAUUUUUUGUUUCAAUUGUCACGCUGGUGUAAACGCAAAAAAAAUAAGAAAACGUUGAGUUGUUUGCACAAAAAUAUAUCAUGUUCAAAAUAAAAUGUAAAAAUGAAUACAGUAUACCGAUAUUUAAAAGUGAAACGUUCUUCGACGUGUUUCCUGGUAAACGGCCAAAAUUGCCGGCGUUUUUAAACGUUUGGAGUGGCGUACUGGGAACUGUAGCCUGUAUAUGACAAUGCAGAGAUAGUAAUACGCGCUGUAAAAUAAAUUAAUACAUACAUUAAUGUAACCUGCUGGCAGAGUCGGAACAACGGAUUCUCGCCAUACAUGAUAUGUUGAAAAUAGCUGAAAAAAAUGGAUUUAGACACAUAAUAAAUAUUUUUUUUCAUUGAAAAGUGCUGCGAUGAUUUGCGUCUUCCAUAUGCCCCAUAUACAGUAUGUAUCUGUCCCCAUAUAACUGGUCGCCGUGCAGGAAAGCGUUAAUAAGGAUGCAAAACACUAACGCUUUCAAAACUAACCAGUGAAAUAUGGAGUAUUUUAACCAUAGGUAAUUGUUAAACUAUUUAUUAUUAUUAUUAACAAUAAUAAUAAUAAUAAUGAUACUGCUGACAGAAUAUAUUUACAACCACAUAUUGCUGCAGUAGCAAGAUCAAAGUAGAGGAAGCUAAGACUGUUUGUGUAUUUUCAUAUCAGAAGUUAUAAUUAAUAGAUUUGAACAUUCGAUACUGUUUAUUAAUCACACGGUGAUGGUGAAGCAUUCUUCACACGGUGAUGGUAAUGCAUUCUUCACACGGCGAUGGUAAUGCAUUCUUCACACGGCGAUGGUGAAGCAUUCUUCACACGGUGAUGGUAAUGCAUUCUUCACACGGCGAUGGUGAAGCAUUCUUCACACGGUGAUGGUAAUGCAUUCUUCACACGGUGAUGGUAAUGCAUUCUUCACACGGCGAUGGUGAAGCAUUCUUCACACGGUGAUGGUGAAGCAUUCUUCACACGGUGAUGGUAAUGCAUUCUUCACACGGCGAUGGUGAAGCAUUCUUCACACGGUGAUGGUAAUGCAUUCUUCACACGGUGAUGGUAAUGCAUUCUUCACACGGCGAUGGUGAAGCAUUCUUCACACGGUGAUGGUGAAGCAUUCUUCACACGGUGAUGGUAAUGCAUUCUUCACACGGCGAUGGUGAAGCAUUCUUCACACGGUGAUGGUGAAGCAUUCUUCACACGGUGAUGGUGAAGCAUUCUUCACACAGUGAUGGUGAAGCAUUCUUCACACAGUGAUGGUGAAGCAUUCUUCACACGGUGAUGGUAAUGCAUUCUUCACACGGCGAUGGUGAAGCAUUCUUCACACGGUGAUGGUAAUGCAUUCUUCACACAGUGAUGGUGAAGCAUUCUUCACACAGUGAUGGUAAUGCAUUCUUCUCACGGUGAUGGUAAUGCAUUCUUCACACGGUGAUGGUGAAGCAUUCUUCACACGGUGAUGGUAAUGCAUUCUUCACACGGCGAUGGUGAAGCAUUCUUCACACGGUGAUGGUAAUGCAUUCUUCACACGGUGAUGGUGAAGCAUUCUUCACACAGUGAUGGUAAUGCAUUCUUCACACGGUGAUGGUAAUGCAUUCUUCUCACGGUGAUGGUAAUGCAUUCUUCACACGGUGAUGGUAAUGCAUUCUUCACACAGUGAUGGUGAAGCAUUCUUCACACGGUGAUGGUGAAGCAUUCUUCACACAGUGAUGGUAAUGCAUUCUUCUCACGGUGAUGGUAAUGCGUUCUUCACACGGUGAUGGUGAAGCAUUCUUCACAUGGUGAUGGUGAAGCAUUCUUCACACGGUGAUGGUGAAGCAUUCUUCACACGGUGAUGGUAAAGCAUUCUUCACACAGAGUACAAUCAAUGUUUUAAUAACAUGGUGAAGAUUAAAAUGUGUGAAGGAAGAACAGAUAGUGGAGGACGAGGAGUUUUUUAAAAAUAUUUUGUUUGCUUUUUUAAAAUAAAAUAUCUUAAAUAUCUAAAAGCACAGAAUAAAUUAUACAAUGUAAACUGUAGCUUACUAUUUUGUAGAGCAUAGCAGAACAGUAACGAAUCGGUGAAUUGUGGCUGAAUCGGGAUCCUUUCUUUACAUGGCAUAUUGUACCUUAAUAGAAGUUUGUAUCGUCAUACAAGAACAAAAGCACAACAUUGUAGCUCAUUGUAGUUCACCAAGUGGUCCGUGAAUGAAGAAUAAAUGUACUUAUUAUAGCUGGCAUGAGCACACACUUUCCCUGUCAUAUUCAUUUUUUUAACAAAAUGGUUCCGGCCUUAAAUGACCAAUCAUAUUGUGCUUUAUACAAGCGGCCCAUCAGGACCAUCGCAUGUAUCGCGAUGCAUAUCGCAUCGUAUUGUGAUGCAUAUCGUAUCGUACCGGGAUGCAUAUCGCAUCGUAUUGUGAUGCAUAUCGCACGGUGCUAGGUAUUGUAUCGUGAUGCAUAGCGUAUCAUGAUCGGUAUCGUAUUGUGAUGCAUAGUGUAUCGUGAUGCAUACCGUAUCGUGAUAGAUAUUGUAUCGUGAUAGAUAUUGUAUCGUGAUGCAUACCGUAUCAUGAUAGAUAUUGUAUCGUGAUGCACAGCGUAUCAUGAUACGUAUCGGAUCGUGAUGUAUUUCGUAUCGUGAUGUAUAUCGUAUCGUGAUGUAUAUCAUAUUGUGGUAGGUAUCGUAUCGUGAUGCAUAUCGUAUCGUGACACACAUCGCAUCGUGAUAGGUAUUGUGUCGGAAUGCAUAUCGUAUCGCGAUGCAUAUCAUAUCGCGGUAGGUAUCGUAUCGUGGAAGGUAUCUUAUCGGGAGAUUCGUGUAUCGUGACACCCUAGGGAUACAAAGUAACAUUAUUUGUAAAAAUUCUAAUAAUUUCAAUUAAAGAUUAUAUAUAUAUAUAUAUAUAUAUAUAUAUAUAUAUAUACUGACAUGUUAAGACAAUCAGUAUUUUGUUAUUUCCCUAGCAGUGUGCUACUUUAUCCAGGUUCAUCCCUGACUGGGUAUUAUUUAGGAAACCUGCUGUGCAGUUCAGUCUGCUAGCAGUACAUCAGGUAGCGAUGCUAGGAGAGAGUGCAUUGCCAUGUCACUGGCCUCUGAGUUUCUGAUGUGGGAAGAUUAUGGAACGUUUUACUUAUUGAAACUUUUUUUUUUAAAAGCCAACAAAAAAGUUAUUGAUAUUUAUAUAUCUAUAUGUACACACCAGAAUAUAUUAAAAAAAAUCACAACACAAAACAAGGCCAAACAUGUUAACUUUUGAUCAGGCAUUGUAUAAAACAACUGAGCACAAACUAUGUAUACCUUAUGUAUCACAAAACAAACACAAAAACUGUGUACUACUGAGAACAGUGACUUAGUGAAGGGACCUGAUACAGCACGUUACAAUGUGCUACUUGUACAGUUCAGUUUUGAGAAGCUUUGCAUGAGAGCUUUAAGAAGACACCUGGUUAGUUAUCGAUAAUUCGUACCUGCCUAAAAAGAGUUACAUAUGGAAACGCAGGAAUACACUGUGGUGAGCCUCGCAGUAAAAAAACAGAACAGUCAUCCCUCCUGCAUUUAAGCACAAAAAUAUUUAAAUACAUUUUAAGAAAAAAAGGAUAUCUUUAUGUUUAUGUAUUGAAUUACUAUAUAGUGUUAAGAAAAGUGUGAUAUAUAGAUUAAAUAUUAUAUAAUGUACAAUUUUAAACAAAUACUCUUCUCAUCUCUAUCGUUAUUUGUAUAAUUAAGCCUUAUUUGUACAGAUUUUAUUUGACAAAUAUUGACCAUUUUAGCAGAUAAUUUAAAUUGCAAUCAAUCUUCAUAUUUUUAGUGAGUAUUAACAUUUUUAUAUUUAGUUCAAAUAUAUAUGUACAUAUCACUAUAUAUAAUAUAUAUAUAAAGUUAAUAAUAUUCAUUUUAGAUUAUAUGAUUUUUUUUUAAGCUUGUGUACUUCAAAUCAGCCUUUUUAGUCUUACAGUAGCCUGUCAGGGUUUGAAAUAAGCACAGUUAGAGGAAUUACAAUAGCGCCCUUCCAUGGACUGUUUACCUGGUUUCUUUAAAUAUUUAUAUAGUGGUACAUGAUGGGUUUUUUUCUGUUUAUUAUAAUAUAACCUUGCAGACAAUGCUGUUACUGUGGCCGAAAAUACAGCAAAAGAAAAAAUGCACCAUUUUUUAAGUGCGAGUCAGGAUGCUAAUAUGAUGAUGAUAUUUUGUAUAAAGGCUAAGUGUAAUCACUUCAGUUCUAGUCCUGGACUUUUUCCUUUUCACUGUAGCCUAACAUCACUGUUAUUUGUAACAGGAGGGACUCAAGAGCAGCUUGUUCUUUGUACAGUAACCAGAAUUGAUGAAGAGCACUACCAGGGUGAGCUAGUUUUGUUAUUCGUGUACUGUGCAUUUUCAGGGAUGGAAAUAAGACUCCCAUUGCAUAGCAGUUUGCUCCAUUCCUGGUUUUACUCUGAGUUUAAUAAGUCACACUGUGGCUAGUCAAGCUCAUAGUAAAACCUGGAAUGGGUGAAACUGCUACGUAUCAGGAGUCUUGUUUUUAUGAAUACAAACAAGAAGAUAAUAUGGGCGGUCGUGCCCAAUGGUCAAAGUGUAGAAUUGCUAGCAUGUCGACAAAGCAAACAAACGUUUGUGUCCGUCAGUGUGAGAAUUACCUAGAAGCAUUCCUUCCAUUGCAAAUCUUGGAAAUGAGUUUUCUACCUGAAGCACAUAUAGUCUUUCUGAGCAGAUUGUGAACUGUUUUAAAUGAUGCAGGCAUGGAAACAAGACUCUCGUUGCAUAGUGUCUAUUCCUGGUUUUACUGUGAGUUUAAUAAAACAUAGUUGAGCUUGUUACCUAUACACUGUGGUGAGUCAGGCUUGUAGUAAAACCUGGAAUGGGUGAAGCUGCUAUGCAAUAGGAGUCUUAUUGCCAGCCCUGUGAUGGGAGAUUCUAUGCAUUGACUCAGAACUGGGUGAACUGAAACACAUCUUUCAUAACGCUUUAUAACCUCGUUCUAACAUUGUUGAAAACUUGUAAAACUUUCCUUGUAAACCCUGGGGUCAGUUUUAAUUGGGGGGGGGGGGGGGGGGGGAGGGUGUUCAGCGAUUUCUAAAAUCUUCGUACCUAUUUGUGAUGAUUGGAAUAGUUCUGGGUGAUCUUUUGCGUCCCAUUUUGUAUUUUUAUUAACUUGACUUGCUUUACUGAAAGUGGCAUAUUUUCUCCCCCCCCCCCCCCCAAAAAAAAAAAAAAAAAAAAUCUCCACCAAGAACAAUUCUAAACAUUUCUAAAAAAUAGACUGAAAUGUAAUUUUUAUAUUACUGAAUAUUUAUCAGAAGUCUUAUUUGAUACAUUAUUUUAACCUCUGACAUGUUUUUUUUCUGUAAAAAAAAGUUGUUUUUUUUUUUGCUUUUUAUUAAUUUAAAGGCUGUCUACAUGAAUGUGUGGAUGUUAAACUCAUGGCAUCAACAAUCUGUAUAUAAACAUUUACCCUUUUCCAUAUAAAAUGAGUUUGUUUUGUUUGUUUUUUUACAAAAAGGAGAAAGUCCCAUCUUCUGCAUGUAUAUUCUCAAUUGCACGCUGCAGUCUGCAAUGUUGUCUAUAUGUUUAAAAAUAAAGUGACUCAACUGAUUUAAAAAAAAAAAAAACUGUAGAAAAAUAACCCUUUUAAUUUUUUAGUUUAUACUGUGUGUUAGUCGCUCAGGCAUGAGUUUUACUGUGGUCUGUAAUUAAUUAAUACAAUAAAGAAACGUGGAAAAAUAUUAUAACAAUAAAUCUGACAGUUUCAAAACCAGACAUUUUCAGAAACCAAUGACGGUGUUGUUUUUCUAAAGAGUGAUGCUUCCAUUUGUAGAGUAGAGUGAUAUAUUUAAAAAAAAUAAUAA